Messenger RNA from Crotalus tigris (Tiger rattlesnake), 4872 nucleotides. It is a transcript of the gene CHRNA5, whose product is annotated as cholinergic receptor nicotinic alpha 5 subunit. The record is from RefSeq and is a predicted model, not a curated record. Gene Ontology annotation, cellular component: neuron projection; synapse; postsynaptic membrane. Lineage: Eukaryota; Metazoa; Chordata; Lepidosauria; Squamata; Viperidae. Gene Ontology annotation, biological process: regulation of membrane potential; nervous system process; signal transduction. The transcript is spliced from 6 exons. Gene Ontology annotation, molecular function: transmembrane signaling receptor activity; acetylcholine-gated monoatomic cation-selective channel activity. Bases 1345 to 2478 code for a protein of 377 amino acids.
GCAACCUGAUCUAUCCAGCCUUUCCUAAGAGACACUGUAAUCUGUUUUUGUAAGACUUUGUGUCUGCAUCUGGAAGACUUUAUCUAGAAGUGCAGAUUCAAACAUUAAUAACUGCAGUGGUUAACUGAAGGGCAGGAAUGGGUUUGCUACAGUCCAAUGUGCUGCAUUGGUGAGAAGGAAGAGGGGAAAAAACCCAUAUCUUGAAGGCAGGAUUUAGCAAAGUGUUCAUUCAUUCAUUCAAGCAAUAACAAAUGAUUUGCCCAGGAUGAACAAAAUACUUUUUUGUAAACCAAAAGAGGGUCUGAUUCUUAUUCCCAUUCUGUCUUUAGAUAGACAUCUGCCAACUGUUGCUCUUUCCAGUUUUUCAGAAGCCCUCGAAAGAGUUCAUCUUUUCUCCCUUAUUUUGCUGUGGCCGAAAUAGAAAAGGAGUUUUCUGUUUUUACCAAGGGUUGUCACUUGAUAAAGAGCUUUUGUGGUAGAGAAUUUAAUGGUUAAGACCGCAGGGACAUAUUUUUGUCUUGGGGAGACAGAUAUUUUCAACCUGACUUGAAGAAGGAUUGAAGGUUUAGAUAUUAUUUUUGUAACUCUGGAUGUGUAGAAUAGAAGUACAAGUUAGCAGAAUGUCUUUAAGAGCUUUUCUCUGUAUGUAAUGAAAAGGAUUUUUGAUAGAUCCAGGUUAAACAGAUGUGCAGUUUGUGGUUUUUGUUUUGUUUUUUUCAGAAGAAACUGAGAAUGCCAAUGCAGUACUUAUUCACAUACACUUGGUUAUUCCCAUUCUGGAUACCUGCAAUUUCAUUGCCCUCUUCUACUAUUCUAUGGCCAUUGUUUUUCUCACUAAAACAGUUCCUUCUUUGAUACAUUGAAGUUGAAGGCAAGAAACAAUUUUAUUCAAAUAAGAAUGUUCCCAGGUGUGGUGUUUAAAUGUAGUAAAAAUAGAAAUCCUAUAGGUGUUUUGAGUCCUAAUAGCUGCAAGGGGGAUUCUUCAGUCAUCUUCCUUCUGUGACAGAUCGUAUAAGAAAAAAAACUAAUCUGAACCAUUUCUUUUAGAUUGUGAAAUCAAAUGAAGAAACUUUGUGGUACAGCUAGAGAACAUCCAAGCUUAUUGACAUAAAAUUAAUCUAAUGACUCAGUUACUGCCAUGAUGGCUACACCAUUGGAAGACCUGAAGAACCAGGUACAUCUGAACCUUCUUUUAUUGCUAAAAGUGAAGACCGUUUAUUUAAACAUUUAUUUGAAGACUAUGAACGAUGGGUUCGUCCAGUCGAGCACUUGAAUGAUACCAUCAAAGUAAAAUUUGGUCUUGCAAUUUCCCAGUUGGUAGAUGUGGAUGAAAAAAAUCAGUUGAUGACCACAAAUGUUUGGCUGAAGCAGGAAUGGGUUGAUGUAAAACUGAAGUGGGAUCCUAAGGACUAUGCUGGAAUAACAUCUAUCCGUGUCCCUUCAGCUUCACUAUGGAUUCCAGACAUUGUUUUAUACGAUAAUGCAGAUGGUCAUUUUGAAGGGACAUCUACAAAGGCCAUAGUGAAACACGAUGGCACUAUUGUUUGGACCCCACCCGCGAACUUUAAAAGCUCUUGCACCAUUGACGUCACUUACUUUCCAUUUGACCUCCAGAACUGCUCCAUGAAGUUUGGCUCGUGGACAUACGAUGGUUCUCAGGUGGAUAUAAUGCUUGUGGAUGAAGAAGUAGACAAAAGAGAUUUCUUUGACAAUGGAGAAUGGGAAAUAGUAACCGCAACGGGUAUCAGAAGGAACAGAACUGACGGAAGCUGCUGGUACCCCUUUAUUACCUACUCAUUUAUAAUUAGGCGCUUGCCUCUCUUUUAUACGCUCUUCCUCAUUGUUCCAUGCAUAGGGCUGUCUUUCUUAACCGUCCUUGUCUUCUAUCUCCCUGCCUACGAAGGAGAGAAAAUCUCUCUCUGCACUUCCGUUCUGGUCUCACUCACCGUCUUCCUUCUAGUUAUAGAAGAAAUUAUCCCAUCUUCUUCUAAGGUCAUACCACUGAUUGGCGAGUACUUGGUCUUCACCAUGAUUUUUGUGACCUUAUCUAUAGUAAUAACUGUCUUUGCUAUUAAUGUUCAUCAUCGAUCCUCAUCGACGCACAACGCGAUGGCACCGUGGGUCCGCAAAAUAUUUCUUCGCAAACUUCCCAAACUGCUUUGUAUGAGAGGUCACGUCGAUAGGUACUCAGUACCAAAGGAAGAAGACACCAUGGACACCCAGGGAUCUGAGGAACCUAGGAAUACUUUAGAAGCAGCCUUAAAUUCUGUCCGGUACAUUAUAAGACACAUUGUCAAAGAGAAUGAAGUACAUGAGGUUGUGGAGGACUGGCAAUUUAUAGCUCAGGUGCUUGAUCGUGUGUUCCUAUGGCUGUUCUUUCUGGUUGCAGUUACUGGAUCCCUGAUGUUGUUUCUUCCUGUAAUUCAUAAAUGGGCAAGCAAAAUAGUACCAGUCAAUGCUGGGAUUGUUAAUAAAUAAAUCUGUGAGCAGGGGCAGAAUUUUAACAGUGCUUCUAGGGAUGCUAAUUCCUAGCUAUCCUAAAUUCCUAGAUAUCCUAAACUAAUAAUGAAAUAUCUGAGAAUGCAAGUGGGAGGGAAAAAUUCAUGGUGAUAUUUAACCAGGAAAAUUGUAAGAUGGAUGUUUUUCCCCUCUUAAUUACAGCCUUCCUGGAUUCCAUCAGGAUCUUAAGAUUAUUUGCAGAAUAUUAUAGCAAAAAUAUUAACAUGACACUUUAACAUUUAAGGUGUUUAGGAUGACCAUCAUUGAAACUGCUGUGGCAGUGGAUGAGGAUAAGUUUUGUCAAGUGUCAGGGCAGGGAUCAGGUGCCCAGGAAAUUGGUGGUUCUGGAUCCAGAGACUGAGCACAGCAAUGAAAAAGAGAUUUUUAAGUUUUAUUGUGAAGCAAACAAAUUUAAAAACUUAACAUAAAAAGCACACCGGCCAAGCAAGAUGAUACCGAAAUCUCUUAAAAGCUGUCACGACCUCCUUAAUAACAACAGCACAGAUGCCCCACAGCACCCAGUGCUAGGCUUUCUGCAGAAGCUCCCAACUUAAAAGCCAGUACUAGAGUUUUUGUUAAAAGCUGGCACCGUGGCUUCAUUGCUCUGUUUCUGUAGUCACAAGGCUGCGAGACCUGACCUUGACCAGAUGGCACAUAACUCAAAAGUGAGAUAUUCACAGAUUAAAAAGAAAUCUUUGCACUAUGUGAAGAUUCUACAGCCCCUCUUCGCCUUUAUGCAAUAUUCAAAAGUUAAAAAAAAAAGCACAUUUGCUCAGAAUGAGCUCUGAACUUCUAGACCAGAGGUGUCCAAUCUUGGCAACUUUUAAGACUCUGAACGUCAACUCCCAAAAUUCCCCAUCUAGCUAGUUGGGGAAUUCUGGGAGUUGAAUUCCACAGGUCUUUAGAUUGGACACCCCUGGUCUAGACUUUUCUUAAUAUGAAGGAAUCUCUUCUUGAAUCUGUCAUAUCUUGCAAAAUUGACCACCCAUCUCCAUCUUAUGUGUAUCAUAUUAUGUGUUCUUUCCAUACGUCUUUACUGCUGCUAUUCAUGUACUUUAUGCCCUAUGUUAAAUAAAUACAUUAAUAUGAAGGAGAAAUCAAAAUAUGCCACUAAACUCCUCAAAAUACAACAGUUUUCCGCAUCGCCACUACAGAGGAAUACAGUACAUUUUAAAUUUUUUUAGUCCUUUCAUGUGACAGUUGAGUAAUCCUUGUAGCAGGCGAGGGCUCUCUGUCUCUUACUCUUAGCCUUUGAUUCCUAAACUGUCACUCAGAAUUAAGCUCAGUUUGCCAAGGAAGCGGAUGGAGUGGGUUAGGGUGAAAAGGGUAAGGCAGAACAGAAAGUAAUGAAAUGCACAAGUACAACAUGGAGUGUUUUGGAGUUCCUAAUGCAAUUUCCCUCCUAUAUAAUCUCAAUUUAUAUUUCUUGUGAUAACCGAAGGAUCUGAAGUCUGCUAGCAAUUUCUGUGAUUGUAAGAAAGUAAAGACGUCCUAAAAUCCGGCUCAACUCCCAUGCAGUUUUCUUCAUAACCUUGCAGAAGCAAUUCAUUAUUCCUUUCUUAGAAGAUUUUGUUUGACUUCAGUCUAACCCAUUUGCUGAAUAAUAUGUGUUGAUUACAGAAGUUGCCAUGAAGUAUCUGGGGUGUGCGCCUUUAUACAUUUUUCAUUAGGCACAAAUGCCUUCCAUCUUCUGUGAAGAAAAUCUGCUAUAUAAGUAGACCUCAAAUCAGAAUCAACAAUCAAAUCAUGGAAUGAAAAAUAUGCUACAGGAAAGGUAGAUAGAUACAGUAAAUAUGAUUUUAAUAUCAUUUAAACAGACUUUUAAAACACACUUUUAGAGAGAUGAUAGACAAUUGGAAACCUUUUGGGUCAAUUAUACAAUAGUUCAGAAAUGAAUGUUUGUGGUGAUACGAGCUGGGGGUACUUCGCUGUUCUAGUUGUAUUUUGUGUAUAGCUGUGAAUUUUUAAAAUAUUUUUUUAAAAAUCAGGUUUAUUUUUAGAUUUUAGAAAUGUAUAUUGACUGCACUUUAAGGGUAAUAAUUAUAGAUAAUAAAUGUUGCAUUUGAUACUUGCUGUUAUUAAGUUUGUAAAUCUGAGGGAAAUUUUUGAAUUAUAUAAUGAAUUUCAUUCGGAAGCCUUCAGUUGGAAAGUGGGUUAAUUAAAGAUUCCUUAAUAUUUCUCUGCGUUGCUUAGAGGUUUUUGUAUCUUCCUCUCAGCCUUUUUAAUAGAAGUAGCCGAGAUUUGUUACCUUUAAUGGAAAAAUCAUUCCUGAUCUUUUCGUUUGAUUUAGCUGAAAACCAAUGCUUACUACCAUCUUAUUUGCAUUUGUCUGCUGCAAUGCCCCAUGUUAAUAAACAGUUCUCCAAAUCCUUA